Acanthaster planci (crown-of-thorns starfish) is the source of this 5389-nucleotide messenger RNA. RefSeq lists its product as uncharacterized. NCBI's taxonomy places the organism in Eukaryota, Metazoa, Echinodermata, Asteroidea, Valvatida, Acanthasteridae. Gene Ontology annotation, molecular function: microtubule binding. The record is from RefSeq and is a predicted model, not a curated record.
CGACAAAACACGUACUAUAUAUGAUGAUGCAUGCAACGCGUUUAUUUGUAUNUGUACGAAAUUAUCGAUUUGUUUGUGGGAAGCGGAUCCUCUUUUCUUUUCUGAACCAAAGUCAUUGUGAAGUCAUCAGUUUAUGGAGUAAGGCGAUUGGCAUGCAUCUUCACAGGAUAACCGUGGAUUUCAAGAUGUGGAAAUAUUAAACGGGAUCGGGAAAUGGGGAAUUGAAGACGUAUUUUGAAAGGGAAGAACAGCUGGAGCAGAGCAAGACAUGAAAGAUUGCGAUCUCGAUACAAAGGGUCAUUGAAAACUGCCAGAACCAAGAUUGACGGUGCCUAUGAUGGAGAUUGAAAGGCCCGGCAACCCCCACCCUCCCCUGAAGGACCGUUCGGACUCCGUCAGCUCCAUCGAUCGAGAACUGGACUGGUUGAUUGGGUCAGAGAAUGAGGAAAACAACGACGCGGUGGAGAUUGACACGGAGGAACCUUACGAACGGUCAGAGUCGCGGCGUGAAGAGCCUUCUUCAUAUGUGCUUGAUCAGGAUGCCGGAGAACAGAACCACGAAACAGCGCUUGAUGGUGAUCAUGAGGAACAGGAAACAGUGGUGGAGGACUCCCAAUCAGAGGAGCAGAGACUUCUUGAAAUGGAACUCCAGAAACUGAAGGAGGAAGGCUUUUUGCCCAUGGAGGACCCACCGGAGUAUGACAUCGCUGACAGGGUGCGGGAACUCAAUGAGCAGCUGAAGGCCGAAGGUGAAACCCCGGAAAAAACAGACCGGAAGGUCAAAUUCAGUGAAGAGGUCAUUGCUGUUGAAUUUCCCGAGGAGCUCUACGGCAACGAAGAUGACAACGAGGGAGAGGCCAACCAGAAUGGAAUGGAGCAACCAGGUGAUGCUAACGAGGGCGAAGGUGUUAGUGAUGGUACAUCAGACAGUGAGAGGACACAGGAACCACAGGUCACGGACCCAAAUGACCUUGAGGUCGCCAAGCUGACCUUGGGGGAAGAAAAAGACCAUGCUGAAAUAGAGCCUAAGGAAAUGCAGCAAUACGAUCAGAACAAGCCGAAUGGUAACAGCCAGAGCCCGCGAGGUGAGGAUGAAAAGAUCCUGAUUGAGAGGGACGGUAAAUUUGAGCUCAUCAGUGUCAGGGGCUUAACCCCCACCGAGAGACGAUCAAUGGGAUUAGAACUGUCUCCUGUGCAGGAUGAAACUGACCAAUCCCGAGUGACGCCAGUCACCCCCAAUGGUCAUGGCGAUGCUCCUGUUGAAGACCCCGUCCCCCAGGAGGUGGAAGUGGAGUCACCCCUCCAGCCAAGGCCACCCUCCAAGCCCCGCCCCUCCACUGCCACUGACAGCACGGGGCUGCGGCGCUCCCAGCUUCCGCCGCGGCGGAUCCAGUCAGCGCGCACCCAGCGCGACUUGUCAGGGAGCCAGCAGGGGGCCUGGACGGUGGCCUACACCGGGCACAGCAAGUACGGGCUGACGCCGGAGCAGAAGGAGCACAAGCGGGAGCAGAUGAGGCUGAGGAUGCAGCAGCGGCAGGAGCUGCGGCAGGCCGAGGAAGAGGAACAGCGGAAGAAACGAGAAGAGGCUGAGAGUGCCUUUCAGGCGUGGCUUGAACACAAGAGGGAGGCGGAGAAAGAGAGGAAGAGACAGGAAAAGGAACAGAAGAAGAACAAUGACGACAAGAAGGAUCAGUCCAGUAUCGACGACAACUUCCAGGCCUGGCUGCAGAUGAAGCAGAGCCAGGCGAGACGGGAGCGCAAGCUCCGGAAACAGGCCGAGGAAGAGAAGAACAGUGGGUACUUUUUGCGGGACCGCAGAGAAUGCGACCAGGCAUUCAGACAGUGGGUCCGAUCGAAGAAUGAGCAGCUCAAGAAGGAGCGUCUCCUGAAGAGGUCCAACGCCACAGUCAGCCGGCAGCUGGCACGACAGUCCAGGAAGUCCAAAAACCUGGCCAAGGCUCUGGAGACGGCCCAGAUCUACCGGUACACCGACUGGUAUGGCUACCGGUUCUAGGCCCAGCUGUCACCUGUCUGUAGCCUCUGCAAGCCUUGUAGGCUUUGUGUAGCCUUUUGUAAGGAAGCCAGUGAAGAACGAGCCAUGUCUGAUUUCAGAACUGAUUCACAGGGAAGCCAUUUUUGUUCUUGUUUCCUGAAUCCGUUUUGUAAAUUGCAACCUGUUGAUUGGGAUGAUGCCAGACUAUUUUAUUAGUGGCAUCAUUCUAAGCCUCCCUUUCAAUAUUUUUAAAAGAACUGGCUUAAAAAACUAUUUAUGUUCAAUCAUCGAUUUGAAAUUGUCCAUCACAGUAGAUAGGUACAUGUACUAAUUUGUCAAGAUGUUUUACGUUAUCGCUGCUUUUUCUUCUCUUAAGUCUCAAAAGUGAAGAGUUAACCUCGUUUUCAAUUCCAAUAUGGCCGACUCACGAAUGAACUUUGUAGCCUCUGCAAGGCAAGUAGACAUGUGUCCUACCUGUGAGUGCCUAGGGAGGACACACCAUUGUCCGAAUGUUGUGGCUUGAAAUAACAUGCACACCUAUAGAAGCCGCCUACAGUAGCUCAUGGCUAUUAACUUCCUAUAAAUGUGUGCUACUCCAAGCCGUAGCCAGUUGAUUCAGACACACGUGGCAUGUGUGUGCACAGUUGCCAGAGGACAAGCCGUUGUGUUUCUGUAUUUUAACUCAUGAACUGAGUGAAUUUGCCCCAGGCAUGGUAUUAUCCGCAGCCAAAAGUUGCAGACUUUUUUUUAAAAAGGCAAGAUGCACAUACCAAGCCACAGUCCUUUACAAAGUUGGAAUUUACAUGCCGACCCGUGGCGAUUGUUUUCCCUAGCUUUUUCUUCAAUACUGCAGUGCACAGCUGUGUACAGCCAGAUUAUAUGCACAGCUUUGCAGGUGCUUUUGCAGGUGCCUCGUUCUCGAAUCACCUUGCCUUUUUGAAAUAUCAAAUUGGCACAUAGUGGUUGUACGUGGCAGCCAUUGUUUCAGUUAGUGCUUUUGGCAUGGAGGAUUGUGCACACAAGAUGGCUGCUAGGCACAACCUCCGUUGGUCUCCACCCAGAAAGCAAAGGUGGAUUACGACAUCCUUGUGCAGCUGAUAAUUUUCAGAAACUGCUCAUGUACAUGUAUAAAAUUACACGUGUACCCAUAGGGACAGAUUGAGUGAUAUUGUUUUGUUUUGGUUUUUCAUUGGGUGUGACUGUAGACACAACCCUGUGGCACAAACUAAUCCAGCAGCAUUGCACUGGAUAUUCCUGAUGGCCCCCUGUAAUGGUGGAAAGCACUGUGUCGAGCUUGGUAUAGCGUCAUGGAACAGUGGCUGUGCACAAGUGUCGCCAUUGUUGGAAACAAAGUGGCCGUUUAUGUGCCAGAGCACAGACAUAGUUGGUAUAUGACACCUGCACGCUCUACUGUACACGUAAUGAAUGGCCAUUUUGUUUCCAAAAUCUGAAGCAGGUGCAUAUGUCUCUAUAUGCAUGUACAGCUCUGCUCACCACCAUUGAAGAGAGCCACUGCAAAUGACCAACAGUAACAUUUCUGUAAUCGUCAGAUUUGUCUGUAUGUUUACUUUGGAAAGUGUGCUUCAUGAACAUUCAAAUCAGUUUUUCAUGUAUCCUGACAAAUAGUCAAGAACUACAGUAAACUUUCAUCAUAAAGAAUGCUGGUACAAGAAAGUACAAGUAGAAAGAAAAGAUUUCGAGAAUCUCACUUUCUUGAAUUCUUAUGUUUUUCUUUGUUUUUCCAUUCCUCUUGUAACAAAGUCCUGCUUAUAACAAAGUAAUCUGUCUAGUCCCUACAGCUUUGUUAUAAAGAGAGUCAAUUAUAUGUUGAAGCGUUUGGUUGUGGUGGGUUGGAAAGCAGAACCGUUUUGUUGUGUCAAGUGGGUGAAUAGUUGGGGGCUGAUAACAUAAAUGUCGCAAGGGGGGGAGGAAUGAGAAAGAAGCAAAAGAAAAAGAAGGAAAAAGAAAGAGAUAUCAAAGGAUGGAAAUCAGAUUUGAUGGGAAAAUACUCUUAAAAUUGACUACCUCUCCCUGUUAGUGGUUUAUCAGUUUGUAGCUAGUGACGGCUUUGCCGCUCUUCUGGAAAUCCCCUCCCCUAAAAAAGUCCCCCCCCCACCACUGGAAAAAUCCUGGUGUUACCCAUUGCUGAUAAUGUUAAUGGAAAUGCACAUUGUGUCCUUCACCAUUUUUAACAGCUGUCGUCAAAGCAUUCAGCAAGUUACGUAGGCAUGUGAAAUUUGGGGAACAGAAAAGAUUUGGGCAAAAGGGGCAGAUAUGUCAGAGUCCAAACAAUAAAAGGAAGGUUGUAGCUUGUGUUAGGGGAGAGUAAAUUUUAUUAGAUACAAUGUAAUUCUUAGGAUUAGAACAAGAGGUCACAUUUUGAAGUUGUGUUUCUUGUAACUUUGACAAAAUUGAUGAUUAAAAAAAUAUUUGGUGAUAAAAUUUCUCGUUAAUUUAACCGUUGCUUUAAAGAGUGCUAAGCAUGAUUCCAUUAGCCCAGACUGGAUGAUGCCAAACAUUGCAACAAGUAUUGAUUCAUCCUACCAUACCGGUAAUGAACUUUUUCAUAGCGCGCUUUGUUCACAAAUUUAGCCAAUGGAACAAGCUAAAAUUUUGUUCACAUUUCUUAUUUCGGGAAUUAUCUAAAUACUUAUAUUUCCUGAAAACAUGUCACCCAAAGACAUGUUGACUUGUUCUCAAUCUGGCAUUUGGGUGUACAAAAUUUCAGCUACCUCUGUCAGGUGAAAGUGCGUAAAAAAGUGCUGUGGCAGGAUGCAAUGACACCCUGGAUGUUAUUUCACACUGUAAUGAAGAUGUAGUCCAACCUUGGCUGACGGGACCAGUUACGUUUUGGCUGGCAACAUUGGAGAGGCUGUGGUUUCCAACCUAAGUUGCCCAAUUGAUACAUUUAUUUUCUUGCUUUCUGUUUUAUAUUUUUGCAGAAUUUUUCAUUAUGGUGACACUGUUGAUUGAUUGGAUCUCCCAAGACACUCUUGCUCAAAUCUUUGCCUUGGAACAUGCAUUUGUAUGAUUAUUUUAUAUGUAUCAUGAUUAAUUAAUGUUAUUCAGUUUGUAAUCAUUUAUAUUGCAAAAUUUUUGAGCAAAACUCAAAUUCAGUAUUUCAAGUUCAGUGUGCCUUUAGAAUUUUAGCCAUUUGUGCCAAACUAGUCAUAACAAAAUAAUUAAAAGCUUUGUUCUUAUUCCACUCAACCUUAAGCAACACUAAGUUGUACAUGUUAACACGUACACGCAGUGUAAUUCGUUUUGAUUUUCACAUAUACAUGUAAUUCUUUUUAUUUUAUAUUUAUAUUUUACUCCAUCAUUUUGUUCCCUUUGGUUUCUCAACACAGAUAAAUGUGUUAUGUAUUUUUCGUCAUUAAAAUUCUAGAUGAUUGA